GGGAAACAAGGAAGUGUUGUCCGAGAAGAUACAGGGCCGAGUCUGUUUUCCUCCGCAGAGGACUUGGUAAAUUCAUUUCACGCUUAAAAGGAGAAGCCGAGCUGAAGGAAGAGACGGACAGCUUCAGUAUUUUAUCAUUACUUCAUGAAAAUGGGUUUAAAUGGCGCGUGUUCGCUCAUUCUUUUACACAGUUUACUAACCUGCGUCACUUUGAGCAGCGGGCUGUUUGGAAAAUCAUUAAAGAGACCUAACAUUGUUUUGAUCCUCACCGACGACUUGGACAUCGCUAUCGGGGGUCUGAGUCCACUCACCAAGACGAAAAAACUGAUAGGUGAUGCUGGAAUAUCGUUCACAAACGCAUUUGUGGCCAGCCCGCUGUGCUGCCCGAGUCGCGCCAGCAUCCUGACGGGGAAAUACCCGCACAACCACCACGUCAUCAACAACACGCUGGAGGGGAACUGCAGCAGCACAGCCUGGCAGAAGAGCGAGGAGGCGCACACCUUCCCCGCCCUGCUGAGGACGUACGGAGGCUACCAGACCUUCUUCGCCGGGAAAUAUCUGAACCAGUAUGGGCACUCGGAGGCUGGGGGGGUGGAGCAUGUUCCUCCAGGCUGGAACUACUGGGUCGGACUGGAGAAGAACUCUAAGUACUACAACUACACUCUGUCAGUGAACGGGAAGCCUGAGGAACACGGAGCAGACUACAGCAAAGACUACCUGACAGACGUCCUGGCCAACAGGUCUCUGGACUUCCUGCAGUAUAAAUCAAACUACCAGCCGUUCUUCAUGAUGGUGUCCAUCCCGGCCCCCCACUCCCCGUGGACGGCGGCCCCUCAGUACCAGAACAGCUUCAACACCACCAAGGCUCCCCGAGACCCCAACUUCAACAUCCACGGGAAGGACAAACACUGGCUGAUCCGACAGGCUAAAACUCCCAUGACCAACUCCUCAGUGCAGUUCCUGGACGAUGCCUUCAGGAAACGAUGGAGGACUCUGCUGUCAGUGGACGACCUGGUGGAGAAGAUCGUGAAAAGUCUGGAGGUCAGAUCUGAACUGGACAAUACGUACAUCUUCUUCACCUCAGACAACGGAUACCACACAGGUCAGUUCUCUCUUCCUCUGGAUAAGAGGCAGCUCUACGAGUUUGACAUCAAAGUUCCUCUCAUGGUCCGAGGACCGAAUAUCAAACCCAACCAGACCAGCCAGAUGCUGGUGGCCAACGUGGACCUCGGCCCGACCAUGCUGGACAUCGCCGGCUACAACGUCAACAAGACGCAGAUGGACGGUAUGUCCUUCCUGCCCGUUAUGGAGGGCAGGGUGAACAGCAGCAGCUGGAGGACAGACAUCCUGGUGGAGUACGAGGGGGAGGGGAGCAACGUCUCUGACCCCGCCUGCCCUCUGCUGGGACCCGGGGUGUCGGAGUGUUUCCCAGACUGUGUGUGUGAGGACUCGUACAACAACACGUACGCGUGUGUGCGCACGGUCGCCGCCUCCUCAAACCUGCAGUACUGCGAGUUUGACGAUAAUGAGGUGUUUGUAGAAGUCUACAACGUGACAGCAGACCCCUACCAGCUGACCAACAUCGCAAAGAGCAUCGACCAGGAGGUUCUGGAGAAGAUGAACCACCGGCUGAUGAUGCUGCAGUCCUGCGCCGGACAGUCCUGUCGGACCCCCGGCGUCUACGACUCCAGGUAUAAAUUUGACCCGAGACAGAUGUUUCCGAACCACAGCUGGCCGCCCAGCAGCAUCCGACAGAAGAGGAAGUGAGGAGGUGGAGAAGAGGAGAUGAAGGAUGGAGGGAGGAAGAGGAGGGCUGAAUAGUUUUUAGUAUCCAGCCUCCUGCUGGUGUUGCCUUGUUUCAGGCCUGAGCGGUCUGUGUGUGUGUGUGUGUGGAUGGAGAAGGUAUCAGGUGAGGAGUGGAGGGGGGGGAAGAGGCCUCUGUGGGUGCUCGCCCCCCCCCCUUAAAGCCUCCAGGUUGGGCUGCUGUUUGUUGAGUUUGUCUGUAGGUGUGCAGGGAAAUUAUUCAAUGUUGAUUUAUACUCACAAGCCAUUAAUCCUUGUCGUCUUGUAAGCAUUCAUUGUAUUUGUUUAAACCCCUACAGAAAAGGGACAAAAAGAGACCCAGUUCUUAUAAAUGUCUCCGUUGAGAAAAUAAUAUCAAAGAUCCAAGCAGCGAUAAGGUCACAUUAUUUUUUUCUUAUUUAAAUAGUGCACAAGAAGUGGUUUGCUGCAUUCGGAUGGUCCUCAAUAAUUUGUCAAAUUUUAAAUAUAAAUCACUGAGUUGCACUGGUAGUAAUAUAAAACUAAUAAAAGCAUAAUAAUUAAAAACAGCACUGUGGUCACUUGAUAAUGUCAAUGAGGAUCAACCGACUGCAGCUAAAUAAAUCCUGGUACGAUGAUAAGAGAAAACGUAAAAUCGGAACGAUCACAGGUAUUUGUAGUGCAAUAAUUAAGUAUAUAAGACGAUCAAAAGUUGAACGCUCACCUGUAAAUUUGGUGUAAUUCAUCAAUAGUGUUGGCUUGAAUAGAUGUGAGAAGGAGAUGGAAAGAUUAUACUGCGAGGAAUGCAGAGAAAAGCGAGCCGCCUACAGAGAAGUUGACAAACAGGAAGUCCAACAGAAACACAUCUCACAGAAACGAGUGCCUACAUUUACAAUCCAGCUGUCACUUCCACUCUGAAGCUAAAGACAAUACGACUGAAUAACGAUCACACACUGAGAGCAGACGGCAUGUGACAAGGAAAAGCUAACACCAAUUUCGAUUUUUGUCACAGUCAUUACUUUUUAUGCAGGAGUCUGAAAUCAGUCAGGAAAAAUGUCCAAUAAUUAUUAGUGGUAUCAAUAAAAACCUGCUUAUAAGUUUACAGGACCAUUUCUGACUUUGAAAGCACUUGCUACACCGUUUCAGUAUCAGACUCGCAUACAAGUACAUUACCUAAUUUCAGUGUUAAAGCACCUUUUUCAUCCAAAAUGUUCUUUUUUUUCAUUUCCUAUUUGGAUUUAAUUCAUCCUGUGUUGUAUAUUUCAUAUUUACUUUAUUUAUGUCACAACUGUCACUUUAGAUGGGCAGAAAAUAAAUGUCUAUGUUGGGGUGGAACAUUUCGACAACUAUUUAGUUUUGCGUUUAACUGAGCCACAUUUAAAUAAAUAAAAAGGGUUAAGGAGAAGAGAUACAUUUUCUAGAGAAAAAAAGGUUAAACUUUUCCAAUAAUCAGGGUUCCUGUUUUAGGAGAGUUAUUUUGUUUUGUUUUUAUUUAUUUAUGUUUCUAACAAGAAUUCUCAUUUUGUUUUCUGAGCUGGAUGUGAGCACUUUUUGAAGGACAAAUUAAAAAAAUAUAUUUGAUAUUUUUAUCCAUGCCACCUUCUCCCUCAAAUUUAAAAAGAAGCUUUUUGUUGGAUAAUUGUGUUUUUUUCCCCCGCCACACUUUAACUAUUCUGCGGUGUUGAAAUAAAUCUGAUUUCCAGAGACUAAAUAAAUGACAAAUCAAAGCUACCUACAGAAAGUAUUUGUUGGUGAUACAUUUUUUUUUUUAAAUAAAGCUCAAAUUUGUUCAGUUUCCAGAAUCUAACCGAAGAUCUGAUCAGGACAUUUUGGGGGGAAAUAUGAAAUAUCAGAAAGUCUGGUCAGAACUAAACGACUGACUCUUGUUGUGUGUGUUUAUCUCAAUUGUGAAUGAUUUUCUGACUGGCUGUUAAAAUGUGUUCCACUGCUACUGGAGUUAUUAUUCUUGUAAUAAUAAUAAUUAUAUCAUUUUGUUCAUGCAGCGGUUUCCUCCUCUGUAUCUGAUUCACAUCUGGACUGAAUUAAUGUGAGAACCCUGAUCUCCACAUGUGAUUAUAUUUCACUGAUGCACUUUCCAAUCUGUCAGAACUCUCUUUAUGGAACCAUUAGUUUUAUUUUAUUAAACAUUUUUGUAGAGUAGCUUUUUAUGAUUCUGUAUUUUGGGCUUGAUUGUGUGUUUGUCCAAAUAAAGAGAUUCUCAAAAUAC
Trematomus bernacchii (emerald rockcod) is the source of this 3988-nucleotide messenger RNA. It is a transcript of the gene gnsa, whose product is annotated as glucosamine (N-acetyl)-6-sulfatase a. Lineage: Eukaryota; Metazoa; Chordata; Actinopteri; Perciformes; Nototheniidae. Gene Ontology annotation, biological process: glycosaminoglycan metabolic process. The record is from RefSeq and is a predicted model, not a curated record. Bases 145 to 1767 code for a protein of 540 amino acids. The transcript is spliced from 14 exons. Gene Ontology annotation, molecular function: N-acetylglucosamine-6-sulfatase activity; glycosaminoglycan binding.